Molecule: messenger RNA, 3162 nt
Organism: Hemicordylus capensis (graceful crag lizard)
Lineage: Eukaryota; Metazoa; Chordata; Lepidosauria; Squamata; Cordylidae
Gene: HRAS
Product: HRas proto-oncogene, GTPase
Exons: 6
Coding region: 869-1438 (189 amino acids)
Biological process (GO): Ras protein signal transduction
Cellular component (GO): plasma membrane
Molecular function (GO): GTPase activity; GDP binding; GTP binding
Source: RefSeq, a predicted model, not a curated record
AAGACUUGCAAUGCUUAGACGGAAAAAGAAGCAGGGGAAAAGGGAAACGUUUGCCUAAAAGGAGAGGCGGGGAGAGGGAGGAUCUUCGCGCAGCAGAAAGGGAGGAGAGGCUUUAUUUGACUGCAGGAACCAGCGAGCUCUAAAAAUAAGCGUUGAGAGAGGCAAUUCCCCUUCUCGCUACGCCCUUUCCUCCCUCCUUCUCUCGCCCCCAUAGACCUCCCAGACCAGUGCCCAGGCCAACGCAAAGACAGCAGGCGGGGCCAGGGCAAAGGGAGCUCUGGGCGUGAUUGACAGGUCCCGCAGCCCACCACGAGGUUGGAGUGGCGGGGGAGCUGCGGUCGGGCGCCCGAGGGUUGAGCUGAAGCGCCUAUCAGCUGCUCUGGGAGGUUGUGAGUGACUAGUGGGCGGUGAGCGGAGUUUGGGCGUGUGCUGCUCGUUCGCUGGCUGGGGCUUGCCUUGCACUGCACACACAUACAUUGUCCAAGCCGCCGCUACCACAGCAAGAGCCGCCGCGCGAGUGAGCGUCCUGGUGUUUGGUGCCAAUGCGGGGAGGGCGCUACAAGCAGGGGGCUCCGCCGCCGCCUAGGUGGAAAGUUCACCAUUGCAUCGAGCCAACAGAUAAUUGACUAAGAGCAACCAGCUUCCCCCAAGCAAAGAGACUUAGGCUCUGUGGAUCUAUCCAGGGGGAUCUCCCCCCUACAAACUUUGCAUUCUCUUCCACGCUUCUUUUAACCCGCCCGCCCCUCUCCCUACUCCCCUGAGAAGGUGCAGCGUUGUUCUACUGCCCUGCAAAGGAAAGCAAUCUGCUAGGGGACAGACAGUUGGUGGCUGUGUCGUGAGGGGACUCUGAGCUGGGCUUGGCUGGAAGAUGACGGAGUACAAGCUGGUGGUGGUUGGAGCAGGUGGUGUAGGGAAAAGUGCUCUGACCAUUCAACUUAUCCAGAACCAUUUUGUUGAUGAGUAUGAUCCGACAAUAGAGGACUCCUACAGAAAGCAAGUAGUCAUUGAUGGAGAGACCUGUUUGUUAGACAUCUUGGACACAGCAGGCCAAGAGGAAUACAGUGCCAUGAGAGACCAGUACAUGAGAACAGGAGAAGGUUUCCUUUGCGUCUUCGCCAUUAACAACACCAAGUCCUUCGAAGACAUUCAUCAGUACAGGGAGCAGAUCAAGAGAGUAAAGGACUCUGAUGACGUCCCCAUGGUGUUGGUGGGGAACAAAUGUGACCUUCCAGCCCGGACGGUGGAAACCCGGCAAGCCCAAGAACUGGCACGGAGCUACGGGAUUCCCUACAUAGAGACAUCAGCCAAAACAAGACAAGGAGUUGAAGAUGCCUUCUAUACUUUAGUGCGGGAGAUCCGGCAACACAAGCUACGCAAGUUGAAUCCCCCAGAUGAAAGUGGUCCAGGCUGCAUGAAUUGUAAAUGUGUGAUAUCAUGACCAAGCUGACCAGACUGUGACUCCGAGGGGUUUCCACUGUGUGUAGCACGAAGACAGAAGUGAUGUGAAAGAAGAAUCAAAUGGAUUCAAGGAAAGGGGACAGAUGACAAUGGUGUCUUCAGGCCCCAAGAGCUCCGCACAGACUGUCUCAAAACUUCACCAAGGCCUGCAAUGAACCAUUUCAAACAACAAAAAACCACCACUGCCCCUCCCCUCCUGGCAACUUGUACAACGCCACAGAUUGAAAUGCAGUAAAUUAUUCUAUUAAUGGUCUUGACACUGGUCUCUGCAUCUCUGUCCCUAUUCCAGAGGAUUUGGUUGCCAUUGCCUGUUCUUCUGGAACUGGUGCUGGUGGAGGGGAGGGCCAUGCAGGGCAGGGAUGUGGGUUGCUUCUUCAGUCUGUCUGAGCUCAUCUUGGCAGAUGACAGACUGGCUAGAUCCACAGGUGAGCGUGGCCACUAUGGCGUCAAGAGGCAAUGGGGGGGGGAGCAGCUGUGUAACUGGUGGCCUGAAUAGCUCCGCUAUUCCACCUACAUCUCAGAAGGAGGACUAGUUACUUGUAAAAGAGCAAGCCUCUUUAGAAGACUUUCUGAAGUUCCACCUGCCAUUGUCUGUCAGCUGAUAGUGAUGGGGAAAGCUGGAUGUGCAUAAGUGGCCUGAACCAUUUUCUGUGGCGGGGGCGGGUGGGGGGAGAUCACAAAAAGAUACCUCUUUAGAUACUGGUUUCAUGCUAAUCUCAAAUUACUCUCUCCAGAGCUUUGUCCCACUCACCCUGCCCCUGUUAGUUUACCCUGCUGUAAACAUGGAUUAUUAUUACACCUCUUUGUUCAUGGCCAGUUACUCUCCUGUAUGCUAGAAUUACCCCUUGGGUUUUCUCUGCAGAGAGAAGUUCUCUCUGGCAAAAAUUUCCCUGCAGGCCUGAAUUGUCUCCUUGGAAGGGAGGGGUUGGGGGAAAUGGUGUUCCUUCAAUGUGUGAUUUUUCUUCUUUUGUGGUGCUGGGAGGACUUGAGUAGGGAUGUAUGUGUGUGUAAAUAGACAAACGACUCAAAUUGUCAAUGAAGAGUGAAGGAUGUUUGAUUCUAAAACAUUAGUCUGUGUUUCGCUGAGCCCCAUUUAUAUUUUAAUUCCCAGGGUAUGUGAGAGGAGGAAUUAAUCCCUUAUUGUACCUUUUCGGGGGCACUGAGAGCUGUGCUAUUUUUUGUUUUUCCAAGCCAUUGUGUCUUAUUGGGUGGGUGGGUGGUAGGGGCACCUAGUGGGCAAGAGACUGUCACCUGUUGGCUCUCAUGUUUGUUGUACGCUUGGCCUUUUCUGAGCAAAGUUUUAUGCUUGCCUGUGCUGGGGCUGAUUUCAUUGACGUGCUUGUUGCAAAACUUGUGUACUUCCUGGAGGUGGAACCGGUCUCAAGAGACAGAGGAGUUCAUCUCCUUGUUCAGCUCCGACUGCCUCCCUGUGCCUACGCUACUGCAUGCACAGCUCAACUCCUGCUCUUCAGGUGGCAGCUCCUCUUUAUUACUGUGACUGUAUCAAUUAUACUUGCUGUAAUUACAAGUUUGUUCCAGUAAGAUAGCAAAAUCUGGAGCUCAGCAGUGGCUGAGUUAAGGAAAAGCAGCCCCUUCCAAUAAUUAGGUAAGAGAUAGAAAUUUGAAAGGGGAUUGAGCCAAUGUUGGGGGUGUAAGAGAACCCAAGCCUAGCCUUAAAUGUCAUUAAAGUGUUUUGUUCUCAAA